Molecule: messenger RNA, 5897 nt
Organism: Notolabrus celidotus (New Zealand spotty)
Lineage: Eukaryota; Metazoa; Chordata; Actinopteri; Labriformes; Labridae
Gene: wdr26b
Product: WD repeat domain 26b
Exons: 14
Coding region: 738-2561 (607 amino acids)
Biological process (GO): proteasome-mediated ubiquitin-dependent protein catabolic process
Cellular component (GO): GID complex
Molecular function (GO): protein binding
Source: RefSeq, a predicted model, not a curated record
AGUACCUAAAUUAUACUAGUUCCUUUCUUUAAAAAAGUUCUGGGCUGUUGGACUCACUGAAAUAUGAGUGGUUAGGCAAACAAACAAAAAAAAAAAGAGCUGGACACCUGUAGAAUGUCAAUGUGAGUUCCGCACUGUAUGCUAAUCUAUAAUUCCAGAUAUACUAAAGCCGAGUAUCUGGUUACACCCCGAUGAAUUUUAAUGUGAUCUGUUGUUAUUAUCAGAUGAUUAUUAUGCUAACGAUGUCCUCAUGCGCCUCCCACGGAUUAUAAUUCUACCCGGAAGCUUGGUAGUGUAGGAAUUUCCGGUGACGUCAGGGCGUCAGGACUCCAUUAGGGCUGCAGCUGUUUAGAAAGAAACAACAACAAAAACGGGCUAACUGACAGCGCUCUCACAGUGACAGUCCGCUCUGAGCCCGACAACGAGGCCUCAAACCUGGAAGCUUCACCUUUAUUUCCCACCCGGAGCUCCGCCGGCUUCUAACCACGGCCGCUCUCGGUGAGGAAACUCUGGCCUCCGCUUCCUCCUCCUCCGACUCGGACACCGGCGGAGCGUCGCCGCCCCCGCGGAAGAAGCACCGAGCCUCGGCGGCGGAGGGAGCAGGAGAGCCCGGGGCUUCAGCAGUUGUAACAGGCCUCUCUGGAGUUGUCUUGGGACUUGCUACACACUCUCCACUCUCUCAAGCCACCUCUGCCAUCCACUUUAACCGAAGUGUAGUCAACAACCUCAGCAGCAGUAUGCAGGCAAACGGAGCCGGACAGGGACAAGAAUCUGCGGAGCUCUCCAGUGUGAACAGCGCUCAAAACGGGGAAUCAUCCUCGGCCGGUGGUACCCACUCCAAUGGGCUCCUCUCCAACACAGACAACGGGAAUAGUGUCGGUACCAGUAACGGGUCUGCAACAGGGCCCGGCUCGGGGACUGCCUCCACAGCUUCGGGCUCGGAGGUCGGCUCGUUGAAAAAGAAGAAACGACUAUCGCAGGCGGAGGAAGAUGUCAUACGAUUAAUAGGGCAACAUCUCCACGGACUAGGGCUGAAUCAGACAGUGGACCUGCUGAUGCAGGAAUCAGGCUGCAGACUAGAACACUCCUCGGCUACCAAGUUCCGCAACCAUGUCAUGGAGGGCGAAUGGGACAAGGCUGAAAAUGAUCUCAAUGAGCUGAGAGCACUGAUGCAUUCUCCCAAUGCUAUUGUGCGUAUGAAGUUCCUGCUGCUGCAGCAGAAGUACCUGGAGUACCUGGAGGACGGCAAAGUCCUGGAGGCUCUGCAGGUGCUGCGAGGAGAGCUGACGCCACUCAAGUACAACACAGACCGCAUCCACGUACUCAGCGGGUACUUAAUGUGUAGCCAUGCUGAGGACCUGAGAGCGAAGGCAGAGUGGGAAGGCAAGGGCACCGCCUCACGCUGCCGACUGCUCGACAAAUUACAGACGUAUCUGCCCCCUUCUGUCAUGCUGCCCCCUCGGCGGAUGCAGACACUACUGCGGCAAGCGGUGGAGCUGCAGAGGGACCGCUGCCUCUAUCACAACACCAAGCUGGACAGUAGCCUGGACUCGGUCUCUCUCCUCCUCGAUCAUGUCUGCAGCAGGAAACAGUUCCCCUGCUACACCCAACAGAUUCUCACAGAGCACUGUAACGAGGUGUGGUUCUGCAAAUUCUCGAACGACGGCACCAAACUAGCCACCGGCUCCAAAGACACUACUGUCAUCAUUUGGCAAGUGGAUCCGGAGAGCCACCAGUUAAAGCUGCUGAGAACCCUGGAGGGUCACGCGUAUGGUGUCUCUUACUUAGCCUGGAGUCCUGAUGACACCUACCUGAUCGCCUGUGGACCUGACGACUGCUCUGAGCUCUGGCUCUGGAAUGUUCAGACGGGGGAGCUGCGGACCAAAAUGUCCCAGUCCCAUGAAGACAGUCUGACCAGUGUGGCCUGGAACCCCGAUGGCAAACGUUUCGUCACCGGAGGACAGAGAGGACAGUUUUAUCAAUGCGACCUGGAUGGUAACUUAUUGGACUCCUGGGAGGGUGUGCGGGUGCAGUGCCUGUGGUGCCUGAGCGACGGCAGAGCAGUGCUGGCCUCUGACACACACCAACGCAUCCGGGGGUACAACUUUGAGGACCUUACGGACAGAAACAUAGUUCAGGAGGAUCACCCUAUCAUGUCUUUUACUGUUUCAAAGAACGGAAGAUUAGCUUUGUUAAAUGUAGCAACUCAGGGAGUGCACCUGUGGGACCUUCAGGACCGGGUGCUGGUUAGGAAGUACCAAGGCGUGACCCAAGGCUUCUACACCAUCCACUCCUGCUUUGGAGGACACAAUGAAGAUUUCAUUGCCAGCGGCAGCGAAGACCACAAAGUGUACAUCUGGCACCGGCGCGGUGAACUUCCUAUUGCUGAGCUAACAGGCCACACACGCACCGUUAACUGUGUGAGCUGGAACCCAACCAUCCCAGGACUCAUGGCUUCCGCCUCAGAUGACGGCACAGUGCGUGUCUGGGGUCCAGCACCCUUCCUCGAGUCACAAGAGGCGGACGGACUCAACGAGAACUGCAGUAACAUGGACAGUUGAUGGUCAGUUAUGGGCCUGAUGACAUCUCUCUUUAACAACAAUUCAAGAAUCCCACAAUAAGACAAAAACCUACACAGGCGAUGAAUCCAACACCAACCUGAAGCAAGUGAAGACAAACAAAAGCCACCACGACAAAAGAGAUAACAAAAGUGAGAAAAGUCGAAGACGGACACUAGGAAAAUUCAGGACCUUGAUGAAAAACCUGAUUCUGACCCAGAGGAAAACCAGUCAAUGCCCAGCGGGAAACCAGUCAAUGCCCAGCGGGAUACGAGCGCCAUUCAAUGGUGAGCUUCAACGGCUGUUCUUCUCCUCCAUCUGACCCAGGAAAACCCACCUCCACCUUGAGCUGGGAGCGUACCCCAUGAUGCCUCCAAGACGGACACGGCGGAGCAGCCGUCUACUCAAUGGACUACAUCUGUCUGCCCGUUUGCCUGUCACAUUACCUGUAUAAUGUCUCCAUGGACAUGGGUGGUGUUGUUUGGGGAGGAUGGUGCAUAGGGCAGAUAUAGCAACUCUUCUUCAUUUAUGUUUUUCCCCUCUUCCCCACUCUCUUGCUAUAGUCUUCACAUUUGAUCUGUUGGACAAAUCCAUCAUGAAAACACUGACCAACCAGCUGACAGAGAACACACACACACAAGAAAAAUGCUAUGCUAAAUGUUGGAGUUUUUUUUAUGAUAGACAUAGCGUAAUUCUCAUUUAAGAGGUGAAUCUUAGCUCGAGUAGUACCCGUGGAAAGCUUUAGCGUGAAGAUUCCACUUUCUGUUUCUCGACAUUAGGAACUUUUUUAUUCCUUAAUUUAACUUCUAACACGGACAGUCGCUGUAAUGUUUCCGACUGACAGCCUCCCCCCCCCAAAAAAAACCCCUCCUAUGUCGAGCUAGCUACCGCACAACUUCAUUACAUCUGCCUAAAAAGGAGACAAACAGACAGAGGGACCCACGGGUCACAUAUCAACAAGUGAGGCAAGCUUUCCUCUGUCAGGACGCAAAUACAAUGACCCUUCUCAAAAAGACGUGAAAAGUGCAACUUGAAUGCACAUCGGCGACUGCUGUCCCUCCUCUGUGUGUGCGCGUGUGUGUGAGAGAGUGAGUGAGAGCGAUUAUGCAUGCACACAUUAGUGUGAGUGUUGACAUUUGUGGGUGCAGGUUUAAUUGCGGCGUGUUUUUUGUACGUGUGCUCUAUUCACACCAGCAGAAGAUCCCCCUCUCCCUCUCCCUCCUCUCUGCUCCUAAUCCCAUAGUAAAAAAUUGUAAAGAGGAUUUUAAACCAGUUCUAAGUUAUCCAAAGCCCCAUAGGGACCUCAAUCUGUGGAACAAAGAAUACUUCAGAGCCAUUUUGUAAAAGAAAGAAGACUUUUUCUUUAAUCUGGGGCUUUAAUUUUUACAUUAGAAUUUAUUUCUCCUUUACCACGUGGCAUUUAAAAACGACACUGAGUUAUUGGCAUUGUUGGAAACGCAAGGAUAUUUAACAAGACAUGUUUAAGAACAAGGCAUGUUUCCAAAAGCUGUUGUGUUAUUAGCAAAGGGUCCUGUCAUCAUAUGAGCAGUUAAUGAUUGUAAAUUAUAGGACGAGUAGUUAAACAGAAGAGGCACCAAUAACCAGAAACCCCUCUCAGCGUCAGGGAGUGUCGUCGCAAAUCUUAACACACACAGACUGCCUUCCUGUUCAUACAGUUGCACACAGACUUUCAGUAUGUAUGACCCCCACCCCCACCCCCUCCUUCCUUCACCCUUUUCCACUGCACUUUUAGUGGUUUCCCUGCUCUCUUUUGCACCAACUGCAUUAAUCCACAAGAUAACCAGAGAUUGCUAAAAAGGAUUUGAGCCCACACUUUGCCUCUAUGCACCCAAAAUCAGUGACUGAUUCUCCUGUUGACAAAAUACAGCCUGAACCUCGCAGCACAUAAGGCACAGCAGCCUCUUAUUAGAGAGAAUUCAGCAUUAACACCCCCUUCCCCUUUGCUCUCCAGCCAAGUUAUUCAGUGGUCAGAGCACCAUUCAAAGCUUUCUUCCUCCCCUUUUUCAGGGUAUGUAAUGACUAUUUGCUACAGACUGAUAUACAGUAAAAACAUGUUUAAAAUCAGUGCUUUUCUGCCUGUUUUUAUUGAACUUUUUUUUUUGUUACUUCAAUUUUUUGUUCACAUUAUAUCAUUUUUGGUUGACCUCUAUCCCUGUACGAUCAUAUUAAAAUAUAACCAGACAUUUGGAGUCCUUAUUUUAUUUUGAGUUAUCUUUAUAACCCUUUUUAUCUUUCUUUUUAUAUAUUUGGUUUCUUUCUAUUCAGUUGCAUUUUAUCCACCAGUACUAUUACAAACGAAUAUGCACAGUAACACCCAUGCCAGUUGGAGUGGGAGUGGAAUUUUUUUUUCUUUUUUUUUUUUUUAGGAAGUGUGUUACCUACGAUCAAAUCAGGUUCAAAGCCUCCACCCCUCGCCUUUAAAGAGUUUCCUUCAUGUGAAAAUCUUCUUUAUCGCAUGUCUGUGUAAUAGACCGGAUCUCUCUCUCUCUCUCUUCGUGUUCUGUUGUUGAUUGGCAGUUGGCACACAGGUGUUUUUUUUCUGUAGGUUAAAUUUGUCAACCCUGGACUGCAGGCUGGACUCCUCUACCACACCCUGCAUCUUUUCAGAAAACUUUACAGGCAGAUCAUUCACAAAGAAGUCAAUAGUAGUUGCAGUAAAACCCAUAAUUCACCUGCUGGUGGCAAAUGCUAUGUCUGUAUACAACCUGGUGUGUACUCUUCUUUUGUCUGAGUUUACCAAGGGAGUUGUUUCUGAUUUAUCUUUGUCUUAUUUCUCUCAGAGGUGAUGGAGGUAGUGUUGAUGGUGGUGGUGUUGGGUAGGGGACUGGGUGGGAGUAAACUAAGGGCUUACUGUAGCAUCUCUAAGCUCCUUGGGCGAGGGCGGGGGGUAAGGGGUGAUGUGUGGCUUUGCGUUCAAUGUGUUAAUUACAAAAGUGAUUGUAAUGUUUUGUAUUGUUGUGUAGGAAAAGUGUUAUGUAUGCAUAUUUUCAAUAAAGCAUUCAGGGUUUUGAAAAAAAAAAAAAAAGGCCAAUGGAAGUUUGAUGGGGCAAGAGAUUGUGAAGGCCCCUAAAACUCAUCCCUCCACUUAAACACAGCAACGGAGCCCAGUGUGGCCCUGAAACACUGCUUUUGGCAAAGCAUGUGUCAAGGGCUCUGUGGUGAGAAACACUGGGUUGAACUGUCAGAAUUCUACUUUGUAUUCAGUCAUUUGUUUUCUUGAAAGCAAUGUCUGGAGCCAGACGGCUGGUAAAAGGCUACUUAGAAUGCCAUUAGGAAUAAUAUGAACAAUUGCCAAUAAAGUGACGUUAUUUUGAGUAA